CCCGCGCCGCGCGCUCGCCGGUUGGAUCUCCCACGCAGGCGGAAUGCAGCAGAGCCCGGGGAGCGGGUCUCCGACCGCUGCUUGAAUGCACCUCGCUGCCGGGAGCCGGACGGCCCAGUAGGGCGCACGGGAGGAGGGUCCGCCGAGAGAGCCUGGACAGUUUAAGACGGUGCAGCCUUGCUACAUGUUGUAAGAAAUGGCUGUAGGAAACAACACUCAACGAAGUUAUUCCAUCAUCCCAUGUUUUAUAUUUGUUGAGCUUGUCAUCAUGGCUGGGACAGUGCUGCUUGCCUACUACUUCGAAUGCACUGACACUUUUCAGGUGCAUAUCCAAGGAUUCUUCUGUCAGGACGGAGACUUAAUGAAGCCUUACCCGGGGACAGAGGAAGAAAGCUUCAUCACCCCUCUGGUGCUCUAUUGUGUGCUGGCUGCCACCCCAACUGCUAUUAUUUUUAUUGGUGAGAUAUCCAUGUAUUUCAUAAAGUCAACCAGAGAAUCUCUGAUUGCCCAGGAGAAAACAAUUCUGACCGGAGAAUGCUGUUACCUGAACCCCUUACUCCGAAGGAUCGUAAGAUUCAUAGGGGUAUUUGCUUUUGGGCUUUUUGCUACUGACAUUUUUGUAAACGCCGGACAAGUGGUCACGGGGCACCUGACGCCGUACUUCCUGACGGUGUGCAAGCCCAACUACACCAGCGCAGACUGCCGGGUGCACCACCAGUUCGUCAACAACGGGAACAUCUGUACUGGGGACCUGGAAGUGAUAGAGAAGGCUAGGAGGUCCUUUCCCUCCAAACAUGCUGCUCUGAGCAUUUACUCCGCCUUAUACGCCACGAUGUACAUCACAAGCACAAUCAAGACGAAAAGCAGUCGACUGGCCAAGCCGGUGCUGUGCCUCGGGACCCUCUGCACAGCCUUCCUGAUGGGCCUCAACCGGGUCUCUGAGUAUCGGAACCACUGCUCCGAUGUGAUCGCGGGCUUCAUCCUGGGCACUGCUGUAGCCCUGUUUCUGGGAAUGUGUGUGGUCCAUAACUUUAAAGGAACACAAGGAUCUCCUUCCAAACCCAAACCCGAGGACCCCCGUGGAGUACCCCUAAUGGCUUUCCCAAGGAUAGAAAGCCCUCUGGAAACCUUAAGUGCACAGAAUCACUCUGCCUCUAUGACCGAAGUUACCUGAAACGGCUGACGUGUCACAAGCUGUUUUUUUUUUUUUAAAU
This is a messenger RNA of Kogia breviceps (pygmy sperm whale), 1214 nucleotides long. RefSeq names its product phospholipid phosphatase related 1 (gene PLPPR1). Gene Ontology annotation, cellular component: plasma membrane. Gene Ontology annotation, molecular function: phosphatidate phosphatase activity. The record is from RefSeq and is a predicted model, not a curated record. Gene Ontology annotation, biological process: phospholipid metabolic process; phospholipid dephosphorylation; signal transduction. NCBI's taxonomy places the organism in Eukaryota, Metazoa, Chordata, Mammalia, Artiodactyla, Physeteridae.